AUGUCCCAGACGACAAAUGAAGUACCCAUUCUUCCACAAACAAGUGAAAAUACUUUGGAAAAUUCUCCCUUUGUCAAGAAAGGACAGAAAUUUGCAACCACAGUAUUUUUAGCUCACAGUCAUGGAUCUCUGUCUGCUGAAGGAACUCCUAAACAAAGGAUCAGCCAGAUUAUACCCACACAAAUCAUGGGCCAUGAACCCAGGAGAACGUCUUCCAGGUCUAUCAAGCGCAAGAAAUUUGACGAUGAAUUAGUAGAGAGCAGUCUAAUUAAAACAGAGAGAGGAAGGGUAGCAAAACUGCCAACCGUGACACAAGUGCUAGAGAAAAUAGAACCUGUUGAAAAAGAACAACCUCCUGUUCCUCCACCUGAAAAGAAAAAGGUUUCUAAGUCAGUCACAUCAUCAGCAAAAAGGGCGAAGAAACAAAAGCCUCCAGCACCUGCUUCAUCAAAGGAUCUGGGAAGAUGGAAGGCACAAGAUGAUCUCGCAUUAAUAACAGCUGUACAACAGACAAAUGAUUUGACAGCUGUGCAUUUAGGUGUGAAGUUCUCAUGUCGAUUUACUCUCAAAGAAAUUCAAGAAAGGUGGUAUGCUUUGCUGUAUGACCCUAUAAUCUCCAAGUUAGCAGUGCAGGCCAUGAACCAGAUCCACCCUGAUGUGAUUGCAGAAGUUCAGUCUAAAGCUCUCUAUAGUAAAGAGGAGGAAUCAUUAUUGGGAACAAUUGCAUCUUCAAGUCAACCAAGUCUGGAAACCUUCCAGGAUCUCUUGGAGCAAAAUCCAGACUCAUUUUAUCCUCUCCGCACGGCCAAGGCUCUACACAAUCACUGGCUACUGCUGAAACAGUAUCAUCUUCUACCAGACCAGUCAGUUCAGCCAAUUCCUCGUGGUGAUCAUGUCCUGAAUUUUUCUGAUGCCGAGGAAAUGAUGAAUGAUGACGAUCUCAAGGAUCCAAAAGAUGACAUCCUAGAGCAAGAAUUAUCUGUGGCUGACAGAAGAAACAAGAAUGAAAUUCGUCAUUUAGAACAAGAACUUCCAAAAUGGCAGGUAUUGGUGGACAGUGUUACAGGAAUCAGUCCACAAGACUUUGACAACCAGACAUUGGCUGUACUAAGGGGAAGACUUGUCCGCUACUUAAUGAGGUCAAAGGAGAUUACAUUAGGGAGAGCGACUAAGGACAAUCAGAUUGAUGUAGAUCUAUCACUGGAGGGUCCAGCGUGGAAAAUUUCCCGUCGUCAAGGAAUCAUCAAGCUCCGCAGUAACGGGGAUUUCUUCAUCGCAAACGAGGGAAAACGUCCAUUUUAUGUCGAUGGUAAAGCCAUAUUGGCUGGAAACAAACAGAAGCUAAACAAUAACUCAGUUGUAGAGAUUUCCUGCCUGCGAUUUAUUUUCCUGAUAAACCAAGACCUUAUCAAUGUGAUACGGACAGAAUCUCAAAAACUUGUACCAACCUGACUCACAAUAAUUUUCUCAAUUAUUUUGUAAAUUUUCUUGAUGGAAAAACACUAUAUAGAUUUACAGUUCAAUGAGUAAAAUUGCAUAGUGAAAAUGAUGACCUUUGAAUUUGAAAAGUAAAAUCAUUUGGUAAGAAUGGAUACACCAGAGUUUGACAGUUUGUGGUAUAGUUAUGUCUUAGGAGACUGUCAUUUAUGCCAAAGAUGAAACAGUCAAGAAGAAUUAAAAUUACUUGUACAUGUACUAUAUCAACAUGUGUAAGAAUUCAGUACAAUGUAUAUUUUAUCUCUGUGAGAUUAUGUGUAUGACUUGACAUUGGAUAUACAUGUAUAUGUAUGUGUUCUGUUGUAGUUUUCCCUUUUAAUGAAGGAAAUAAAUAUAUAUUGUCAAAGUACAA
This is a messenger RNA of Saccostrea cuccullata (small rock oyster), 1849 nucleotides long. Its product is annotated as microspherule protein 1-like. The coding region runs from base 1 to 1452 and encodes 483 amino acids. Gene Ontology annotation, cellular component: Ino80 complex; MLL1 complex; NSL complex. Gene Ontology annotation, biological process: positive regulation of transcription by RNA polymerase II. The record is from RefSeq and is a predicted model, not a curated record. NCBI's taxonomy places the organism in Eukaryota, Metazoa, Mollusca, Bivalvia, Ostreida, Ostreidae. The transcript is spliced from 14 exons. Gene Ontology annotation, molecular function: G-quadruplex RNA binding; protein binding.